AUGAGCGGAUUGCUGCUCCCAGUCCUCCGCCGGCCUUCAUCGUUGAUUUUCACUGGCACUGUUGUGAAAUCAUCUCAACAACUUGUUGUUCGGUCACAGCGUCAUCAUCUCCAUUACUCAUCCCGCCUAAUGAGCGCAAAACUUAAGCCCGCCGCCCGCGUGGCCGGCAACCGUCAGGAUGUUUGGACCAUCGUCAACGAGGCCGCCGCUGCCUCUCCCAGACAGCCCAUCGUCAACAUGGGUCAGGGUUUCUUUGGCUACAACCCUCCCGAGUUCAUCCUGAACGCGGCCAAGAAGGCUCUGGACAGAGUCGAAUGCAACCAGUACUCGCCCACCCGCGGCCGUCCCAGGCUAAGGAAGGCGCUCUCCAAGGCGUACGCGCCUCACUGGGGCCGUGAGCUGGACCCGGAGACCGAGAUCACCAUCACCACGGGCGCCAACGAGGGCAUGCUCAGCGCCUUCAUGGCCUUCAUUGAGCCGGGCGACGAGGUCAUUGUGUUCGAGCCCUUCUUCGACCAGUACAUCAGUAACAUCGAGAUGCCCGGCGGCAAGAUCGUGUACGUGCCCAUGCACCCGCCCAAGGACGGCCACGUCAAGACGCUGUCGGCGUCCGAGUGGACCAUCGACUUUGACGAGCUCGAGCGCGCUGUCAGCCCGCGCACCAAGAUGCUCGUCAUCAACACCCCGCACAACCCCGUCGGCAAGGUAUUUUCUCGCGCCGAGCUCGAGCGCAUCGCCGACCUGUGCGUCAAGAACCAGAUCAUCAUUCUGAGCGAUGAGGUCUACGACCGCCUCUUCUACACCCCCUUCACCCGCAUGGCCACCUUGUCUCCGGAAGUAGAGAAGAUCACCCUCACCGUCGGCUCGGCCGGCAAGAACUUUUACGCUACCGGGUGGCGCGUCGGCUGGCUCAUGGGCCCCGCCGAGCUGAUCCAGUACGUGGCCGCCGCGCACACGCGCAUCUGCUACUCGUCCGUUUCUCCGCUUCAGGAAGCCUGCGCCAUCGGCUUCGAGGAGGCCGACCAGCACGGGUUCUGGACGCAGUGCAUCGAGGACAUGCAGAACAAGAUGAGCCGGUUCAACGCCAUCUGGGACGAGCUCGGCUUGCCGUACUCGAUCCCCGAGGGCGGCUAUUUCGUCAUGGCCAACCUCAACAAGGUGGAGAUUCCGGAGGGAUACCCGUUCCCGCCGCACGUGGCGGAGCGGCCGAGGGAUUUCAAGCUGGCGUGGUUCUUGAUCCAGGAGCUGGGCGUGGCGGCGAUCCCGCCUAGUGAGUUUUAUACAGAUGCGAAUGCGCAUAUCGUGGAGGACUGGCUACGGUUUGCCGUGUGCAAGCCUGAUGAGGUGUUGGAGGAUGCGAAGAAGAGGUUGAGGGGGUUGAAGAAGUUUAUUAAGCAGUAA
Sordaria macrospora k-hell is the source of this 1401-nucleotide messenger RNA. RefSeq lists its product as uncharacterized. Gene Ontology annotation, molecular function: L-kynurenine:2-oxoglutarate transaminase activity; pyridoxal phosphate binding. The record is from RefSeq and is a predicted model, not a curated record. NCBI's taxonomy places the organism in Eukaryota, Fungi, Ascomycota, Sordariomycetes, Sordariales, Sordariaceae. Gene Ontology annotation, biological process: biosynthetic process. Gene Ontology annotation, cellular component: mitochondrion; cytoplasm.